AUGAAAGUCGCUGUGUGGGGACUGCUUCAAUUACUCAGUGUCUCUUUAGUGUGGGGCUUAGGAUGGAAGCUUGAUGAUAGCAUCACUGGCGAGGAUUACUUCAACAAGUUCAACUUUUAUGCCGGACCUGAUGGCGCGGACAACAUGACGCAUGGUAUGGUGAACUAUGUCGACAUGCCUAAUGCAAAGCGUCUUAACUUGUCUUAUGCGAACGGCGACAAUUUUGUAAUGCGUGUUGAUACUACCAUGGAACAGCCAAAUGGUCGACCAAGUGUUAGGUUGCAUUCGAAGAAGUCUUACCGUGACUCUGUCAUUAUUCUGCAAGUCGCACAUGUUCCUCUCGGUUGUGCAGUUUGGCCUGCAUUUUGGACAGUCACUGAUAACACGACACAGUGGCCUAAAGGUGGCGAAAUUGAUAUUCUGGAAAAUGCCAACGAUCAAUAUCCUUACAACCUUGCUGCUGUUCAUCUGAAUAGAACAUGCCUUAUUGAAAAUCCAAAGCAAACAGGAACUACCAUUUUCAAUGAUUGCGAGGCGUAUGCCAAUGAGAAUUCUGGCUGCCGUAUUGCUAUGAAUGGCACAAGUGACGCAACUUGGGGCCAUAAGCUGAAUGCCAAAGGUGGAGGCACAGUGGCUAUGCAACGCGACUUCAGCAGAGAUGGCAAAGGUGUUCGCAUGUGGUUUUGGGAAAACUGCGAUGAGCCGGAAGAGCUUAAGAAGCCCGGAAGUUCCGUCAACCCGGAUAGCUGGGGCACACCGGCCGCUGAUUUUGGGCUCACGCAGUGCUCUGAUCAAUUCGACAACCACAUGAUCAUAUUUGACAUUACUCUGUGCGGUGACUGGGCCGAGGACACUUAUUCAGACACGACAUGCCCCUCGCAAUACAAGAGCUGCGGUUACCAAGUGGGCAAGCUAGGCAAUACGUUUGAAGAUGCCUAUUGGGACGUGAAAACCUUGUUUAUAUACACACCGGAUGAAAACGCUAGCUCUUCUACGACAUCCAACACGAAGCGAAGCUCGGAAGGCACUUGCGCUCUCGGAAAGCCUCCGUCUGGCAGCGCGGGUGCUCAUUUGCCAAACUUGACUCUCCUUAUUAGUCUUUUCGUUCUAACUGCUAUGAUUAUUUUACAGUAA
Messenger RNA from Malassezia globosa CBS 7966, 1134 nucleotides. RefSeq lists its product as uncharacterized. Gene Ontology annotation, biological process: glucan catabolic process. The transcript is spliced from 3 exons. The record is from RefSeq and is a predicted model, not a curated record. The coding region runs from base 1 to 1134 and encodes 377 amino acids. Lineage: Eukaryota; Fungi; Basidiomycota; Malasseziomycetes; Malasseziales; Malasseziaceae.